This is a messenger RNA of Pseudozyma hubeiensis SY62, 3825 nucleotides long. RefSeq names its product 5'-3' exoribonuclease. NCBI's taxonomy places the organism in Eukaryota, Fungi, Basidiomycota, Ustilaginomycetes, Ustilaginales, Ustilaginaceae. Gene Ontology annotation, molecular function: zinc ion binding; 5'-3' RNA exonuclease activity; RNA binding. The record is from RefSeq and is a predicted model, not a curated record. Gene Ontology annotation, biological process: nuclear-transcribed mRNA catabolic process. Gene Ontology annotation, cellular component: nucleus. The transcript has a single exon. Bases 1 to 3825 code for a protein of 1274 amino acids.
AUGGGUGUUCCCGCUCUUUUCAGAUGGCUUUCCAAAAAGUACCCUCGCAUCGUGUCGUCGGUGCAAGAGGAGGAUCCCAAGACAGCUCCCGGUCCAGAUGGCACUGAGAUCACACUGCCCCUCGACACCUCCACGCCGAAUCCAAAUGGCGAGGAGUUCGACUGUUUAUACCUAGAUAUGAAUGGUAUUGUGCAUCCAUGUACACAUCCAGAGGGCAAACCAGCUCCCGAGACCGAAGAAGAGAUGAUGGUAGAGGUCUUCGCCUACACAGAACGCGUCGUCAACAUGGUGCGUCCGCGUCGACUCCUCAUGAUGGCCAUCGACGGUGUUGCGCCGCGUGCAAAGAUGAACCAGCAGCGAUCGCGUCGUUUCCGUGCCGCCAAAGAGGCGCGAGAAAAGCACGAGGAGAAGGAAGCCGCUCUGGCAGAGUGGAAGGCAAAGGGUCUCCCCGUCACCGAUGACGCGCUCGAGUCCAAGAAAGCUUGGGAUUCCAACGCCAUCACGCCCGGUACGCCUUUCAUGGACCUCCUGGCCGCCUCAUUGCGAUACUGGGUGGCGCAGAAGAUUAACACCGACCCUGGUUGGAAAGACGUUCAGGUCAUCAUCUCCGAUGCCAGCGUUCCCGGUGAGGGAGAGCACAAGAUCAUGGAGCACAUUCGACGUCAGCGAUCCCAUCCCGAACACGAUCCCAACACCAAGCAUGUCAUCUACGGUCUUGAUGCCGAUCUCAUCAUGCUUUCGCUCGCUACUCACGAACCUUACUUCAAGGUGCUUCGUGAAGACGUCUUUGCUGCCGACAACAAGCCCAAGACCUGCAACAUCUGCGGUCAACCUGGCCACUUCGCUGCAAGCUGCACAGGUGCUGCCAAAAAGAAGUCGGGCGAGCACGACGAGAUCGCCCCCACCCCACCCGAGAAGAAACCCUUCAUCUUUUUGGAUGUAGCGACCCUCCGCGAAUAUCUCGAGGUCGAACUCAACAUCCCUCAGUUGCCCUUUGCCUUUGACCUCGAACGAGCCAUCGACGAUUGGGUCUUCCUCAUCUUCUUCGUCGGUAACGAUUUCUUGCCCCAUCUGCCCUCGCUCGAGAUCAGGGAUGGUGCAAUCGACACGCUUCUCCGAAUCUGGAAAAAGGAGCUUCCCGCCAUGGGCGGCUACCUCACCAACCACGGUCGUGUCGAGCUCGGUCGUGCCCAGCUCAUCCUCAGCGGUCUCGCUUCCGAAGAAGAUGACAUUUUCCGUCGUAGGAAGGAGGACGAGGACAGGCGCGAGAACAACAGGAAGCGACGCGAAGAGAUGCAGCAGCGUAGGGAGAAAGAGCUCGACGAGGGCAACUUUGGCAACGGAUCCAUGGUCGAGGUCAUGAGUAAGAAGCGACCUGCACACGAGACCGAGAAGCCUGCUUUCAACGGUGUCUCUGCUCAAGAGGCUCGCGAUCAGGCUAAUACGAGCAACAAGUCGUACGACCCACGCAAAAAGGCCGUUGUACUCGGUGGCGACAACAAUCAGGUGGUCAGGGACCGAAACGCCGCGAGACAAGCUAACAUGGACGCCGCCGAGGCGCUCAAAGCCGAGCUCAUGGGUGGCGCACCCAGCGAGCAGGACGGCGCUAAUGAAGAACCUCCCGUCAAGAAGGUCAAGACAGAAUCGGGCGCCGAGGCAACCGCUGCCUCCACUGACAACGCCGGAGAUGGCGAUGACAAGACAUCAUCGACUGCAGCUGGCACGAAGCGCAAAGCCGAUCACGUUGAAGACGGCACCAGUGUCGGCGAGUCCGCUGCCAAGACAGAAGCUGGUGACGUUCGAGGUGAUGGCGAAGCCACCGCUGCCGAGGCUGAUGCCGACGCUGACGGAGAUGCUGAUGCCGAUGGCGACGCUGACGCUGAUGCAGCAGCCGACGAAGGCGAUGAUAACGACGACGUCGAAGGCAACGAAGAUGUCGAUCCAGUCACCACCGUCAAGAAGCGCAAGGUCAACGCAGACGGCACCGUCGACUACGAAGACACCGUCAAGAUGUGGGAGCCUGGCUACCGCGAGCGAUACUACCGCGAAAAGUUCGGCGUCGAUCUGUCCGACACCGACUUCCGUCGACAGGUCGUCAAAUCCUACAUCGAAGGCCUCUGCUGGGUUCUCGCCUACUACUACCAAGGCGUCCCUUCGUGGCAAUGGUAUUACCCCUUCCACUUUUCUCCCUUCGCCGCCGAUUUCGAAGACCUCGAGUCGCUCGAUAUCAACUUUGACCUUGGUUCACCCUUCAAACCGUUCGAGCAGCUGAUGGGCGUACUCCCCGCCGACUCGCGUGCUUCCAUCCCCUCGGCGUUCCACCCUCUCAUGACCGAGUCUAGCUCGGAGAUCAUCGACUUCUACCCCAGCGAAUUCGAGAUCGACAUGAAUGGCAAGAAGAUGGCCUGGCAAGGUGUCGCUCUGCUGCCCUUUAUCGACGAAAAGCGUCUGCUUGAUGCACUCAAGGAGAAGUACCCGCUCCUCAGCGAAGACGAAGUUCGACGCAACGGGUUCGGCAACAACACCAUGUUUGUCGGCAACGAAUCCCGUCUCUACGACUUCCUGUGCGAAGAGAUCUACGCCAAGAAACCUGUUUCAGACGACGGCGACAAACCCGCUCCGAUCCCAGUCAACCCCGCCCUCAGCGGCGGAAUCACCGGGUUCGUGAAACCCGACCCGGUUUGCGUCCCCGGCUCGACCUUCAACUCACCACUCACCAGCCAGGCUCUCCACGACAUCCACAACGACCGCUCCAUCUCGGUGCUGUACGACUUCCCCGAGCAGAAGACGCCGCAUCGCUCGAUACUGCUCAAAGGCCUCAAGCCGCCCAAACGUGUGCUGUCGGCUGCGGAGAUCGACUGGGUCAAGCGAGGAAGUCCCGAUAAUCGGGGCCGCGGUAGAGGUCGCGGUGGUCAUCGUGGUGGACCCGGUCGAGAUUUCCAUCGGAACGACAACGGCCAGCAACGUAAUGGUGGAAAUGGUGGCGGUGGGGAGAAUGGUCACGGUGGAUCAAGCUACCGCGGCGGAGGAGCAAAUGGUGGUGGCGGUGGCGGACACGGAUCUUACGGUGGUGGAGGGGGAUACGGAGGCCACGCUGGACAUUCGCAGGAUCAUCAGCAACAGUAUUCGCAAAGUGGCGGUGGCGGAUACGGCAAUUACGGAGGAUAUGGUGGAUAUGGUAGUGGUGGAGGAUACGGUCCUAGCGCAGGUCGAGAUGGAGGUGCCUACUAUGGCGGAUACGGAGGCGGAGGCGGUGGUGGUGCAGCAUACGCGUCUGCUCCAGCCUACCCCCCGGCAGGCGGCUACGAUCCAUACGCAGGCUACGGCGCUGCCCCUCCCUCAGGGUACGGAGGCUACGGCGGUUCGGCACCUUCCUACCCCCCAGGUCCCAACCGGGGCGACCGGUACGCAGCCUACACGCAACCCAGUGCACACGUCGGACCUGCUCCUGGCGCCGGUCGAGGUGGAAGCGCACGCCAUCCGCAUCCCGCCCCACCACAACCACAACAAGGCUAUGCCGGAUUGCCGAGCCUAGGUGGUCCGCCUCCACCUGCAGCAGCUGCUCCUCCUGCCGCGUAUGGAGGUUACGGCGGUGCUGCUCCUCCUGCUGGCGGCGCGGGUUAUGGCGGGUACGGUACUGGCGGUGGCUACGGCGGGUACGGUGCGCCUGCUCAAGGAUACGGUGCUCCUCCACCUGGUCCUCCUGCCCGAGGCGGCGGCGGUGGUCGAGGCGGUCGCGGAUCUGGACGCGGUGGUCCCGGUCGUGGCGGAAACAACGGCGCUUCUUACGGAGGUCACGGUGGAGCAUACGGCUCAUUCUACUAG